Messenger RNA from Malania oleifera, 3115 nucleotides. Its product is annotated as protein LONGIFOLIA 1. The transcript is spliced from 4 exons. The coding region runs from base 273 to 2732 and encodes 819 amino acids. The record is from RefSeq and is a predicted model, not a curated record. Gene Ontology annotation, biological process: regulation of monopolar cell growth. NCBI's taxonomy places the organism in Eukaryota, Viridiplantae, Streptophyta, Magnoliopsida, Santalales, Ximeniaceae.
AGAAUUCAGGUGAAGGUAAAACCUGCAUUUAAUCCAUUUUGCGUCUCCGCCUUACGGCGUUUCCCAAAGUGCGUCUUCCGCGCUUUAAAAGACACAAAGCGGGAGUUCCUCAUAACUGCUGAAGAGAGAGAGGGGGGGAGGGGGAGGGAGAGAGAGAGAGAGAGAGAGACACACACACACACACACAAACACACAUGUAGAAUGGAUGUGAGACUGAUAAAGUUAAAAGAGGCUUAAGCGGGUACAGAGAGGUCGAAAGGCUGCCGGAAAAGAUGACGACGGGGAUAAUUCAUGACCAGAACCUGGAGAAGCAGAUAGAGAAACACAUGGGGUGCAUGGCUGGAUUCCUUCAGAUCUUUGACCGCCACCAGAUUUUGACCGGAAAACGCCUUUACUCCGCCAAACGCCUCCCUCCCUCAUCGAAAAUGGAUUCGACGGAAGAGCAGGAGAAGCCUCUCGGAUCUCCGGGCUACACGACACUAUCAGAAAUGGAAACGCCGAACAGGACGUUGUUGCCUUCUCCGGAUCGUUUGAAACAAUCUCCGGUGAUGGAGCUGCGAUCUCCGGUGACGGAAGGUGCUACUCCGGCAGAGGUUCCGGCAACGUCGCCUCUUCCUCUGUCGGUUUUCGAGUUCAAAGAAGGGACGAGGUCGGCGUGGAAGUUCAAAGAAGCUCCGCGGCUCUCUCUAGACAGCAGAGCAACUGUGGAUGCGAGGGGAAGUCUUCACCCGAGGCAGAUCCGUACGAACGCGGCGAUUUUAUCAUCGAAUCAGCGCGAGAACUCUGUGGAUGGAGCAGCUAAUGAUGAUAGCGAGAAGCAGCGGCGGUCGCCGAGUGUCAUUGCACGGCUGAUGGGACUGGAGGUGUUGCCGAACUCCAGUCCCGAACCCGUGAAGAAAGCUGAGCUGCGAAGAUCGGCUUCGGAGUCCAGAGUUUCAAGGGAUCUGUUUCAGUAUCGGUUCAUUGAUGGGAACAACUUUCAGUUAAAACAGCCACAGCUAUCGAAUAUGGGAACCAAUGUUUCGACUAAUGUGAUAAGAAGAGACAAUGUGGCUAUUGAAGACCGCACUUCGAAGGCCAGACCUCGAGAUUCAGGGGCGUAUUCACCCAGAAGUGCGAAAUCUGACCCGGCUAAGGCUCUGCACCGUGGCAUUUGUGUUUCACCAUGGAAAUCGCCUCAGCAGCGGAAGAGCUUCUUUGAGACAGAGGAUUUCUUUCCGGGACCAAGGCCCACGGUGUCUGUCUAUGGGGAAAUCGAGCGGAGGUUGAAGAUGAGAGGAAUUGAUGAGCCGUCCCAAGAUUUGGAGACGCUGAGGCAAAUCCUGGAGGCUCUGCAACUCAAAGGCCUGCUGCAUUCUAAGAAACCUCCGGACCAAAUCAACCGCAGAAACUUCGUUUAUGAUGAGAAUUUCUCACCAGACGAAUCUCCGAUCGUUGUCAUGAAGCCAUCGAGAUCACCGGUCUCGAUCAAUCCUCAGCGAAGAGGCGUAAACGACACUCCUCCUGGCUUCAGAUCGAAACCAGUACCUCGCCAAAAUCUCAAUCACGGAGAAAGCGUGCACACAGUGAGUCGUUCGCGAGAACGAUCGGAGAUAGCAGAUCGAAAUCUACGGAACCAAUCGCGAGCUAGAAAUUCCAAUUCGCCUACUCCAAGUGAUAAUACCAGAAGCACAAAUUCAUUGUCAAAAAGAAAGCCGUUGAAUGUGGAAACGCAAAGGAAAACGAAUGAUGCAAUAGAGCAGCGAAGAGUCUCUCCCAUUCAUUCCCCCAAGCUGAGUUCGAAGAGAGCUGUAUCAUAUCAGACGAUCAGCCGAUCGCCGAGGAACAGAAAACCGAUGACUGAGGUUUAUCCGACCGAGAAGAUCCCCGUUUCAGCAGAGGAUGAAUCGUCGUCCAUUUCUGAAAGCAGUAUCAGCACCUCUUCACCCACUGAUACAGAGGCAAGUGAGAUUGUGUUGCAGAAAUCGAAGGUUGAAGAUUACAGAGAAGGGAGGAGUCUGUUGGAGAGGUGUGACAAGCUGCUUCACAGCAUAGCCGAGAUCACAGCGACCGAGUUGCAGCCCAGUCCCGUCUCGGUGCUCGACUCGUCCUUCUACAAGGAUGAGUCCUCUCCCUCCCCAGUCAUGAAGCGAUGCAUAGACUGCAAGGAUCUACAGGGCGAACUGGAGGAUGAAAACUGGAACCCGGCAAUCUCCCCCGUGCAACCGGAGGAAGAAUCCGACAACUGUGAUUUCGUGUACAUCUCGGACAUCCUUCGAGUUUCCAACUGCCUCCCGGAAGACUCGGACUUCUUUCUCUUACUGGAGAAGCAACAAUCUCUCAAAGGCAAGGACACCUCCAAGGAUUCGAGACUUCAGAGGCGGCUGAUUUUCGAUACCAUCAAUGAAAUUCUCGACCGGAAGAAGCAAUUGCCGCCUUGGAAGGCGGUUUCUCAUGCGGGUCUGGCCACCGGAAAGCCGACGUUGCAGCAAAUUUGGCUAGAGUUUCAGAGAAUUCGCGACGUCGAUCCGUCGGAAGACGUGUUCGAGGUCAUAUGUGGUGUUCUAAGGAAGGAUUUGGCCGGAGACGCCGCCGACGGAUGGGACGAUUGCCCUGUGGAGAUGUCGGAAUCUGUGCUGGACAUCGAACGGCAGAUAUUCAAGGAUCUGAUUAGCGAGACAAUCCAAGUCGUAGCAUCUAUUCCUGGAAAAAUCAACGUCGCGGCACCACCUCGCAGGAGAUUGAAUUUCUGAAAGGAAUGGCGAAAAAAAUUGGAUAGUUAAUUGUUUUUGACGCGCUUUUUUUUUUUUUACCUGGGUGGCUACAUUAUUUGGAAAAUUUCCCUUUUCUGUGUUAGUAAAUUGGCAAAUUAUAUAAUUCUCCAUUCACCUGAAAACCAGGCAAAUCUCGAGGUCGCUUUUCCGAUACGUAGAACUAAAAAUGAAGAGAAGCCGGGGGGAAUCCGUUCCACAGUGGAAAAUCACGUGGAGGGCAUGUGAGGGGAAAGAGAGAUUUAGCCAAACUUUCAAAAGGGCGAUGAUUUUAGCAAUAAAGCAUAGUUUAAUUUUUCGAGUGAUUGUAAUCAUUCCAGAGGGGUGUGCUCUGAAUAUUAUAUUAUAUCGGUUAAUGGGUUUUA